Molecule: messenger RNA, 1713 nt
Organism: Nematocida ausubeli
Lineage: Eukaryota; Fungi; Microsporidia
Exons: 1
Coding region: 1-1713 (570 amino acids)
Source: RefSeq, a predicted model, not a curated record
AUGAAUUCCUCAUACAAUGAAUUAGAAGAAGCCCCUGGCUCACCCCCGAGAGGGCCCCCCGCCGAGAAAAAUAAGACUGCAGGGCAAGCCACAAAAAAGACUGACCUGUAUAUUAAGUUUUCUAAUGAGGAUGUGGCAGGUCUAAUUUUCUACCACAACACAGGUGGGCUCUACCCAGUAGGAGCAAGCUACUCCCAGCGCGAAAGAAUUAAACAUCUGGCACCAAAGGUGUACACAGAGGGGGAUACUUUGUUCAUUAAAAAUCUCCAAGGCGACCCUUUGAUUGUUGUAUCGUGCGAAGACCUAAACACAAUACGCGACUUAUUCUGGAAGUACCACGGCGAAAUGCACCGGCCUACAAUAGAAAUAUUCAAGUUCAUACAAAAAAAGUACUAUGGAAUACCCUUUAAGGCUGUCACACCGUGGCUGCAUAUGUGCCCAGCCUGCAGAAACGUAAUAAUCCAUGCAAAGUACCAGAAGGUAGUUCAAGACGUAGUGAAGGUUAUUCGGGAGCCAUGGUUUGCAAUCUGUGUGUAUCUUGUGCCCUGGAGUGACUUAGUUCCAGCAAAAGGAGGGUAUAUUCUUUUUGUCAUGGAUAUAUAUUCUAGGUUUACACUUUUCAAAGAGCUGCCAUAUUUUGAUACUGACGUAAUACAGGAGUAUAUGUACAGCCUGUUCAUGACGUACGGUGUGCCUGAGAUAGCAAAACUCCCAGGAAAGGAGCUGAAUAUCCCAGAGAUAAUUAACUUCUUUCAAGAGACGCACAGAGUGCAGGUAGUGAACUCAGAAGAGCAUCCAGAGCACUUUAUCUCAGAGACCACGGAGGCACCAAAGAUGCAGGUCUCGUGGCUUCUCGUUGAAAUGGGCAAGAUGCCAAAUACUUCGCCACAUGCAGCACUAAAAGAAAUCAUAUACACACAGAACUUCACAUCAUGCGAAAAGGGAGGAAAGAAGAUCAAAGGAAACAGAGCCCCAGCAAAUGUAUUUUUCCGGCGGAUUGUUAAUAAUAUUAACCGAAGGCCCAGAAGCACAAUAAAAAAAUACAAAAUACUUCGGGCAGACCUUCCUUCACUCAUUGAUCUCCUGCCAGAAGACCCUGUAGAGACAAAAUCCAAGAGACAACAGGACAAAAAAGACAAUAGUACUUCCUCGCACCAGAAUAGAAAAAGAAUUAAGAGUGACAGAGAAAUAGAAGCAGAAACCCGGCCAUCUGCAGAUAUACGGGAGCACCUAACACUCUACGACCCAAGCCACAGAGAAAACUCUAGGCUGGAGGCACCCAAUGGGUACUCACAUUUCUUAGAGCACAGUGGAGGUGAUCACCAAAAAGGAAAGCUAGUCUGCGUUGCCACACCAGGGUCUGUCAGCAAGGAGCCAGUGCCGGCUGAAUGUAUAGAGCCGCCCAAAAUACUGAAGUACGCAAAGGAGAAUGAUUGGCCAAUUGACCCUCCUGAAAGAACUCACUUGUGGGCGCGGAACAUGGACCCUUCAAAGAUUGAGUUCCUUCCAGGCCGGUACUGGAUCAUCAAACAAGCAGAAGAGGCCUAUGGCCACUGGAAGCUAUACAACGUGGACACGAAAGAGGUUAUUACAGUCCCACAGGAUAGGAUAUUCGAGGCUAAAAAGUCUGUUGUAAAAGAGAGCAGGCACCUGAUUUCCUUUUUAUUUAAGAAGUUCUUUAAUGAAUGUGAUAACUCAGGGAAUGCUCAAUAG